CUAUAGUCAGUAGUCACCGCUCGCCAGUCAGUCGUUCACUUUCCGUGUCGCACGACGUGUCGCGUGCGCGUUCCGCGUUUCGUCCGCAGUCGCAGUGCAAUCCGGCGAUAAUAAAUUAUAAUAUAAUAUCGAAGACAAUAUCCUGCGACAACAUCCCGCCUUUCUGGUGUCCUAUAAACCCGUACAUCAUCCGUCACCAUAUCUGUCGUUGCCUUGUUUUGUCGGUCGCGCGUGCGUUUACCGUCGUAUUACUUUCGGUUUACAAUAAUAGGAACACUUAUCCUCACGCGAAUGGCCUGGCAAGUUUCGUCGCCGCGGCGGUGGUCGACGGCAUGAAACGUUCGUUGGCCCUCGGCGGUGCGGUGCAUUGCGAAAACAUGCGUCCGCGAAAAAAAAUCGGCCGACCCGCCGCAGUGUGACGACGAUGAAGGGCACGUGAAACGCCGCCGUCGAGCACGGGGCGCUUAAGCCGCGCGACGACAUGUGGCCCGCGGCUUCGCCGACGGCGCUCGCCACUGCGACCGUGGCCGUCUUCCUGACGGUGGUCGUCGGAAAGUUUGGACGGAUAAGUUCUACCCCCGUCCAACAACCAGGGAAAUUGCCGACGCUCAACCAUUUCAUAAAGCACUAUACGCCUGCGGAAUACGACCGGGACGGCUUGUUGGAACAGCACCGGAGGAUGCGCAGGGACGCCACCGCCGCUAGUAAUCAACGACUGCAAUUGCCGUUACGGCUCACCAUCGCCACGCCACACAGGACGUUCAAAAUGUUGCUGACGCCGGACCAGAAACUAUUCGCUGACGACGUGGUGUUCGAGGGCUCGGGAGAUCGGCCAAUACCGUUUGAUCCAGGCAAAGCUUACGUCGGCACAUUGGAAGACGAGGAGACAGUGACCGUGCGUGGCAUCGUGACAUCCGACGGGCUGUUCGACGGCACCAUUAGCACGGCCGCCGAGGAAUACUUCGUGGAACCUUCGUCGCGGUAUGGCGACGGGUCAGUGCUACCGUACCACAGCGUCGUAUACCGUUUGUCGGACGUGGCUGGCCCGAAGUCGGCUGGUGGCGGUUGCAGGUCGGAGGCGCUGCGCGAACGCCGGUCGGCUGACAACGGCCACACCGACGCCGAGAGGCUGGUGAACCAGACGUACGACACAGAGGGCGUGAUACUGGUGCGGUCGCCAAACGGCACCAUCGUGAACCGGAGCAGGCAGUCGGCCACCAGCAAGACGUCCGUGCCGAAGCCCAACUGGUACGACCCGAACGACCAGCGCAAGGUACUGGUGGCCGUGGCCGGCGACGAGGCCAGCAGCAACCUGGUGGUGGAUGACAGCGGCGCUUACGAUCCGUUCGAGAACCGCAAGAAGGGGCUGGGUGGGUUCGUUGACAACCGGAAGACCACGUGCAUGCUGUACCUGCAGGCCGACCACCUGUUCUACGAGAAGUACGGCAGGGAAGAGACGUGCAUCGAAGUCAUGACUAGACACGUGCAGAGGGUGAAUGCCAUUUACAGGAACACUGACUUUAAUCAAGACGGCAAACCAGACAAUAUAAGCUUCAUGAUUAAGAGGGUGAAAGUGCACUCUAACCCAGACCCUACCUACAAGUUCCUGGGGAAUUACGGAGUAGAGAAGUUUUUAGAAAUAUUUUCGGAGGAAGAUUACGACGCCUUUUGUUUGGCUUACAUGUUCACGUACAGAGAUUUUGAAAUGGGUACUUUGGGUUUGGCGUGGACUGGGGAUUUGAAGAACGCCGGCGGUGUAUGCGAAAAAAACGGACAUUACCGGGGUAGUUUAAAAAGUUUGAAUACCGGUAUAGUGACGCUAUUGAAUUACGGAAAACACGUACCUUCCGCAGUGUCUCACGUUACUCUGGCACACGAAAUUGGCCAUAACUUUGGUUCGCCGCACGACCCCGAGAUAUGUACACCCGGCGGUGACGACGGCAACUAUAUUAUGUUCGCUCGAGCGACUUCGGGCGACAAGAAAAAUAAUAAUAGGUUUUCGCCGUGUAGCUUGUCCGCAAUAAAUCCUGUACUAAAUGUCAAAGCCAGGAGCACUAGAGGAUGUUUCACCGAACCGCAAACAUCGAUUUGUGGUAACGGCGUCGUAGAACCUGGCGAAGAGUGCGAUUGCGGAUGGGAAGAAGACUGCAAAGACGCGUGUUGUUUCCCUCAAAGGAGAUACUCUCCGCCCGAAGAACCGCCGUGUAGAUUGACGGCAAAGAGUGUCUGUAGCCCUUCACAGGGACCGUGUUGCACGAACGAUUGCAAUUUGAAAAUAGGAGAACUUUGUCGCAAUGACAACGGUUGCCGCGAUGCUAGUUACUGCAAUGGCAUGGCUCCUACCUGUCCUGCUUCUAUCAACAAGCCAAAUAAGACUGUAUGCAAUGAAGAGUUUGUGUGUUACAUGGGAGAAUGUACUGGAUCUAUAUGUCUAGCAUAUGGACUCGAAUCCUGCCAAUGUUUACCCACUCCUCAGGACUCUCCCACUAAAGCGUGCGAGUUGUGUUGUAAACUACCCGGUGAAAACCAACCUUGUUUGUCAUCAUAUUCUUGGAAUAACGUGCCAUACGACAUACCAGAUAUGUAUUCUAAGCCAGGUACUCCAUGCAACGACUACAAUGGAUAUUGUGAUGUAUUUCAAAGAUGUAGAGAGGUUGAUCCAUCUGGACCUUUAGCAACGCUUCGAAAAUUGUUGUUAUCUGAAGAAAGUAUUGCCUCAUUUAAAAAAUGGGCUAUAGAUCAUUGGUACUAUUCUGGUCUAAUAGUGGCCUCUUUUCUGUUGAUGCUGGUUCUAAGUACGCGGUUGUUUGGAAAACGAUCGGAUCCAAAAUUAAAAUCGGUGACGAUCAUCCACAGUUCGACCACAGAAACUGUCCGGUUGCCAGCUGACGGUGACAAUCAAAACGUUACCGUUCAUCCCGCUGCCGUGCGUUCGAAACUCCCAUUGAAAAAACGCGUACGUGAAAAACGCAACGUAAACAACAACAACAGUCCCGCGAAAAAGAGUCGCAAGAACGUCGCAGCGGAGGAAGAGUCGACGACGGAGACGUCUUCGCCCAAAAAAGUCGGCCCAGGAGCCCAAAAGAAAGAACGGAAGACGAGGCGAAAGAAAUCAAAAGGCGUCAUCGACUACAGUGUCGCCCAGAACAAAGUGCUCGUGGCGAACAAGAAAACUCCCGAAGACGAUCCGCUAGGCAAGGUUCGCAAUUGGCUGUUGAACUCGCAUCACAUCGAGGCUCUCGGUGGCACGCUGAGGAAAUCAAAGUCUUCACCGGCUGGUUUCGCGAACCCCCCCGAACCGCCCAGGCCGGUGGUCAAAGCUCAACCAAAAAACAAAGACAAUCAAGUUAGUUUGCAGGUAGUGUACAAGCCCCCGUUCAAGUUUAGCGUCAAGCUCAGCAAGUCCAAACCGGACCUGACGAAAGACAAGCGCCCGGACCGGACCAAGCAGCGCGCUGCCCUGUUGAUUCGGGCCAACCGUUCGCGCGGCGGCGCUGGCGCCACCGCCGGUGCUGCCAAGCAACAAGCGAAGAAGCAGCAAGUCAACAACGGCAAUAGCAGCCGGGUCGCCCCGCAAGAGCCGAAGAACGCGUCGGCCGCGGCCACCACCAGCAGACUGCAGCCACCGGAGCCCAUAUACGAGAACGCGGCCAUCGACUUGCUGCGCAUGUCGUCCACGGAACACGACGGCCACCAGCCGAUAUUCCCGGUGGCCGCGUCUCCGCCGAACAAACAGAGGAAGUCGUUCGCGGGCGUGGACGCGAAAACCGACGAGGCACCCCGGUCCAAGCGGAACAGCGUGCCACAACAGUCGCUGCAGCAGCCGAGCACGUCGGGCAACAGCAAUCUGAUGCGAUUCCCGUCCACCGAGAACAAGCAGCAGCCCAACAACAACUGUCCCGCCCCCGCCAAUAACGCGAGUAGUAAAGACGAAAAAACGUGAUAGGCGCGCGACGAGGUAAUUUUACGAUUUUUUUUUUUUUGAAAUUAUGUUAAUAUUAAUAUUACGGCAUUCUUCGUCCGCCAUCGUUACGACCGUGGUCUCUACCACGGUUAUCAACGUAGAUAACCGUGGUAUCUACGUUAAUCUCGUUAAUCGAAUUCCGAUCCGAACCGCGGAGAACCAUUAGCCUUUACCGCGGCGGCGCUCGUGAUCUCAGUCCCGAAGCACUCCCCCACCCUCCCACCCACCAUUACCCACACAUUUCCGUUUUCGUAUACAAUAUCUCUCGUUCGCGAUACUAAUAAUAUCAUCGUCCACAGGUCACCACGGUGUUCCGAUCGCCAAUCAGUCGUGGACAUGAUAAAAUUCUAUCACCGUGAACACGAAAAUCGGUCGUCGGAUAUACGCGCGUGUGUCAAUUUUUGCGACGUCGUAGCGUUUUCGUUUCGCUUUACUCGAUCCCGUCGAAUCGAAUUUUAUAUCGUUUUGACACACCGCCGACACUACUCUGUAAUAAUAAUUGAUAAUAACGAAAAUAAAGAAAAACUAACUACCCAAUAUGCGAAAUUUACAUUGCCAAGGACAAUACUUCGAACGGUCUCUUUAUCGAGCGUAUUACUUUUUGGUUUUUUUACGCGUUUUCUCAUUCCAUUUUCCAUUUAUGUACUAUAAUGUAGGCAUAACCCGAGAUUUCGAAACAUAAUAAUAUAUUAUAAAAACGCAUCCAUCACAAAUAUUAUUAUGCAACACACUGUUUGUUGUAUAUAGGUAAUAAACGAAAUUAUAGUCAUUUUUAUUGUUAAAUGAGUUUCCCUCUUCCACCUCCUCUUCCUCAUCCACCUCGACCGUUUUUAUUUCGUUUCCUCGCGAACAACAACAGUUCGUUUCGGGCUGCAGUGGGUUUGAAAAAUCUACGGACCUUUUUAUUUCUACAUAUUAUUAUUACUAUCAACUAACCCCAAUAACAACAUAACAUAAUAAUAAAACGACCCCGCGUCGUCGUGAUUGAUUCAUCUCGAGUUUAGCGCAACGUCAAUAUAAUGUCAUUUCUCCUCGGUGCAACAAUAACGUAUUAUAUAAUAAUAUAUAUUAUGAUCAAAUAAUAUUAUCCAAAUCGUCAGUAUUAUUAUUAUUAUUAUUGUAAUAAUAUUAUUAACGCCGUCGUAUAAUUUUAAGAAUAUAAAAUCGUGUAUAAUUAUUUUGUCGUACGGAUGUAUAUUAUUUAUUAUUUAUAGAAGAUCUCUUGUUUUGUUUUAAGUUUUUAUUUUUAUUUUUGUAAUUUAUUUAACUACGUGAAGGCAACAGUGCAUGUAAACACAUUCACUAUUGCCUCGUGUAAUAGGAACAAACCUCGCCUUUUUUUUAAUUUUUAUUUUUUAGUAUUCAAAAUGGAAAUCUAUAUGCAAUAUUAUAAGAGAAAAAAAUGAACUACUAUAAUACGAAGAAUAUAAUAUGUUAGAAUGUCUAUCAACUUGUAUGCUGUCAGUUAGGUUAUUCGUUCUGAUUCUGUUAUAACAUAAUAAUUAUAAUAAUAACAAUAAGGAGUCUUCCAUUUCAAUCGUUUUCCUCAUAAAACACACGUCAUAAAUGCUUAAUAUUUGAUAAUAUGAUAAUAGUAUUAUGUUUAACAUGAACAAAUUUUUACAUUGUUUAUUGUUCGCCGCUAUACCUACUUAACUGUGUGUUUUCCAUUAAAUAAGUAUUUAACUAAAUCGAUAAAAAUAACUACCAUACCUACACUAAUAACUAUUAAGCUAAUAAAAUAAAAUAUUAUAUAAUUACGAACAAAGUUAGAUUUUAUUUGUUUAUUUAAAAUGAAAUUCGCCGUGCUGAAUGUCCAUUAUUAACUACAACACGAAUGUUUAAACGAUAAAAAUAUUUGCCAAAUUAACUGUUUAAUAUUUAUUUCUAAAUAUUAGAUGGAUAAAUGUAUGUAAACGCCAUCACGAUAUUCGUAAUAAUUGAAGAAUAAUAUUACAUUUUAAUGAAUAUUGUGGAUGAACAAAUUUUAAUUUCAUCGAUAAAAUUCCGAACUUUCCUCAAAUAUUUUUUACACAAUAUUUUGGUUUAUAUUUUUGACUAACCGACACCUUGAAGUAUUUUUUAUUCAAUUCGUUCAACAAAACGUUAAAUUUACAAAACAAUGGCUGUGUUGUACUGAUAUUUUUACUUUAAUAAUAUAGUAAAUAAUGUGUGUAUAUCAAUCAGAAUGAUAAUCAUGUAUUAUAGUUUCUUGCAUUUCAAUAAAUAGCUCAACGUUAUAAUAUACUUAUUCCUACUGCAAUGUCGUUUAUACGCUAAUAUAAUAAAUUUUGUUUUAUUUCAAAAUAAUAUUUGUACAUAAAAAAUACAAAUUAUAAAUGGUAAUAUAGCGUACUACCUAUAUAUAUAAAUGUCUGUCAUUCGUAUAGAAUUGACGACUAUAUAUUAUAAUGUAAAACUGUAUAUAAUAAGAUUUAAUAAAUUCUCGGAUUUUAAAGAAUUUUUUUAGAGUAGUCAUAUAAUUUUUUUAAUAGCUAAAUUAACACGUGUUGAUAAAAUCAUUUCACUGUUUUUUUUUUAUUUACUACAUUAAAUAAAAAACUAACAUACGCUAUAACACUUUUUUAUUAGUAAUAACUUGGUAAUAAAACUUAACAUUGUUAUACAUACGAUUUUAUCAUUCCUAUAAUGACCACGCUAUUUUUUUUUUAACUUUGCUAAAUACAUUCUUCAGUGCCAAAAUUUACACUUGGUAACAUUUUUGUGUGCGUGUGAGAGUUAUUUAUGUGUUAAUUUUUUUUCUUGUUAUAAUUAAAAACCGGAAUAAGACAUAAAAUUAUUUUGGACGCAAAAACUCCAAUAUUAUUAAACAUGUGUCGUCUUAUAACAUAAUUAAAUAUAACUAUUGUAAGGAAUUGUCUUAUGUAAUCUUUAAGAUAAAUAAAGUAAUACCUACGUAUAUUUGUAUUUGUUUGCGUAUAAGCUUCGAAAUGUGUAAUACUUAUAUUGUAUUGAUUUAUCAUUAUUAUUUUUUAAUUUUACGUAAACUACUGAUUAUGCUUAAUCGUGAUAUAUUACGCGUAACCAUGUGAGUUUAGUUUUUAGAUUAUUUUUUACACUUACGAGACCGAUUGUAUUAUAUUUUAACAAUGUACCGAUUGUGCAGUAUUGUGAUUUGUUAAGUUGUUUAUUAUUAUUAUUUUUUAUUUCAUUUAAUAUUAUUUUAAGAUUUCAUACUAAACAAAAUGUGAUACCCUACUUAAAUGUAUGUCCAAGUCCAACCAUCUAAGUAUUUUGUAUGACCAUUAAAUGGAUUCUAUACUUACCUAAA
Molecule: messenger RNA, 7256 nt
Organism: Metopolophium dirhodum (rose-grain aphid)
Lineage: Eukaryota; Metazoa; Arthropoda; Insecta; Hemiptera; Aphididae
Product: disintegrin and metalloproteinase domain-containing protein 10
Exons: 14
Coding region: 482-3943 (1153 amino acids)
Biological process (GO): Notch signaling pathway; membrane protein ectodomain proteolysis
Cellular component (GO): plasma membrane
Molecular function (GO): metalloendopeptidase activity
Source: RefSeq, a predicted model, not a curated record